Molecule: messenger RNA, 6024 nt
Organism: Mus musculus (house mouse)
Lineage: Eukaryota; Metazoa; Chordata; Mammalia; Rodentia; Muridae
Gene: Acsl1
Product: acyl-CoA synthetase long-chain family member 1
Exons: 21
Coding region: 2363-4462 (699 amino acids)
Biological process (GO): fatty acid metabolic process
Cellular component (GO): mitochondrial outer membrane; peroxisomal membrane; endoplasmic reticulum membrane
Molecular function (GO): pristanate-CoA ligase activity; long-chain fatty acid-CoA ligase activity; phytanate-CoA ligase activity
Source: RefSeq, a predicted model, not a curated record
UUUUUUUUUUUUUUUUUUUUUUGGUUUUAGUAAUGCAGACACAGUAGUAAGAGGUGAACCUUUGUGUACAGCCAACAUUGAAUCCAUGUGUGCAGAGGCCAGGGAGACGGGGUCAGUGGUAGCAUUUCUGUAGGAUGUUGAGAGUUCAAAUGGAUUUCCGGUUUGGGUCUCCUGUCACCAAGCAGUAUCACUGGUGGAAGAAAGGGGGCUUGCUGUUCGUGUGCAACAAGAAUCCCUGGGUUUUGACAGUCAUGCUAUCGAGAGCUUGCUUCAUUUUCCCUUGUUUGCUGUUUCUGCGCAUGCCCUGUGCGUGCCCAGCGGCACCCCCUGUUCUUGUUCUUCGCUGAGCUUGGGACACUCUCCUUUACUGCUGUCACUCUCCUCAUCGCCGUGUGGUUUCUGACUCUAGUGUUGGAGGAUUUCAGACAGGCCAGCUGAGAAAACACUUUUUAAAAAUGUCUGCGUUUGUAUUUUUGUAUACUGCAUGUACAUGGGUGCCCACAGGUCACAGGAAGGUGAGAUCUCCUGGAGCUGGAGAUACAGGUGGUCCUGAGCUGGGACCUGAACUUCUGUCCUCUAGAAGAGCAGCAAGUGCUGAGCCAUCUCUCCAUCCCCCUAGACACAUUCUGUAAGCAGGGGAAGACAGAUUCUGCAGUAGUGGCUGUAGCAGAAGGAGCAGCUGGCUGCCAGCAAGCUUCUAUGUCCCACACCGAGACACAUGUCUUCCUAAGAUUUUAAGUCAACUGAAUCCCAUUAUUAGCAGUUAACAGUGUAAUAUAUGUGCCUGAGCUACAAGCUCUGCUAGAUGUAGAUAUGGAAAUUUGCUUUUGAAAAAAAAAAUCCCAGAAAAUUUCCAACAGAACACCAUUGACUGAAGAACAAGUGUGUCUCUUCGUUUUAACGAUUUAUUAGCAAGGUCUCAAAUCCUUUCAGGACUUGAUCUUAAGUGUGGUCUCUGUCUUCACACAGAGCACAUUUCACAGGGCUGUUUACAGUGCAUCAUUUCGUUUGACUGUAAGCCCAUCUCUAUUUUUUAAAUAUCUGGUUGCCUUUUCCUUAGCAGCAUUCAAGUAGAACUAAGUGAUGAUGUCUUCUCUUCUUCAUGCAUACGUUCUGGUGUAAGUCUUACCAAGUUACACAGUAGAGUUGCUCUACAGUUUGGUACCUGGCUCCUAGCAUGGAUUAAAUGGCUAUCGCUUGUCCUUAUCACCCAUUAGACAUAGGGAUUUAGCUGGAUUUAAAUGCUUAGCAUUACAGAUUAGCAUCUAAUAACAUGUUCUUGCAUGUAUGCUAUGAAUAUAUGAUUCUCAGACGGUUUUAAAAACAUUUUUCUUCCUAGCCUUAUUAAACUUUCUUUGCAUAAUGCACUCUAUAUCUUAUCUGCCACUGCUUAAAAUAGGUGAGUUGACCCCCUGUGUGUGACUGUCUGUUUAGGUGGUUUGACAGCCUCACCCAAGGAUGUAAAUCUGCUAUACUCAAUUCCCGUAAAUCCACACAAUCUCGAUGCUGUGGAAAUGACUCCCCAGACACCGAGGGAAGAAGGGACCAUGGUGUGUGUGCAAGGGUGGGCAGUGCCCCUUCAGACUCAGAAUGAUGAAGGACAGCGAAGAUAAGUGGAACAGAAUGAUUGCAGGCCAAGGCAAAUUUGCAUGUUAGAUCUUGAAGAUGGUACGCAUGCCAAGUUGUAAUACUAUUUGCGAAGUCUCAGUGGCCGGUGCCAAUAGGACUUGGGCCUGAUUUUAUUUGCUUAUCCUUGAAAGUCUCAGUGUCGGCUUCUGUUUCUCAGAAGUUCUUGAUGCUUAGUAGGCUUGCUCGUGCCAUUUCAUUCCUCGUGAGGUGGCUAACCCAUUGAAAAGAUGGCUUGAUCAUUAGCACAGUGCUUGGUACACCCUAGGCACUCAGAUAUGCAGGAUGAUAGGAAGAGCUAUGAAUACACCUAGAACAAAUACGCUCUGAGUGUAUUUUGGUGGUUUUCUUUCCGAGUUGUCUUGUGGCGGCUAGAUAUCCCACCUGAUAUAUCCUAUCCUUCAUCUCAGUGGUUGGGAAAAAAAAACCUAUCCAUUGUUCGUUCUUAUUGGGAAGCUGAGCAAAAUGAAAACAGUGUCUGUUUGAAGAACUGCCCCUGACAGCCACACUCACUGAUGCUGGUCCCUGCCCAUGGGUGGAGCGGUGGGGUGACUCUACUCUCAGCUGCUCAUUGGCCCAUCCUCCACCCUCUGUUUCCCUAAGAAGUCAAGUAUGGAUUGUGUCUGCUAGUUACCUUUAGCCCAGUGGGCAGCGGUGUAGGACUCGGCAUGUGACAAAUGCCCUGAAAGACCUUGGCAGGCCUGAAUUCUGCAUAGAGAACCACCAACCCAGAACCAUGGAAGUCCAUGAAUUGUUCCGGUAUUUUCGAAUGCCAGAGCUGAUUGACAUUCGGCAGUACGUGCGCACCCUUCCAACCAACACCCUCAUGGGGUUUGGGGCUUUUGCAGCGCUCACCACCUUCUGGUAUGCCACCAGGCCUAAGGCCCUGAAGCCACCAUGUGACCUCUCCAUGCAGUCAGUGGAAAUAGCGGGUACCACUGAUGGUAUUCGAAGAUCAGCAGUCCUUGAAGAUGACAAGCUCUUGGUGUACUACUACGACGAUGUCAGAACCAUGUACGAUGGCUUCCAGAGGGGGAUUCAGGUGUCAAAUAAUGGUCCUUGUUUAGGUUCUCGGAAGCCAAACCAGCCCUAUGAGUGGAUUUCCUACAAAGAGGUGGCAGAACUGGCUGAGUGCAUAGGCUCCGGGCUGAUCCAGAAGGGGUUCAAGCCUUGCUCCGAGCAGUUCAUCGGCCUCUUCUCUCAAAACAGACCCGAGUGGGUGAUCGUCGAGCAAGGAUGCUUCUCUUACUCAAUGGUGGUCGUCCCGCUCUAUGACACCCUUGGAGCUGACGCCAUCACCUACAUAGUGAACAAAGCUGAACUCUCUGUGAUUUUUGCUGACAAGCCAGAAAAAGCCAAACUCUUAUUAGAAGGUGUAGAAAACAAGUUAACACCAUGCCUUAAAAUCAUAGUCAUCAUGGACUCCUACGGCAGUGAUCUGGUGGAACGAGGCAAGAAGUGUGGGGUGGAAAUCAUCAGCCUCAAAGCUCUGGAGGACCUUGGAAGAGUGAACAGAGUGAAGCCCAAGCCUCCAGAACCCGAAGAUCUUGCGAUAAUUUGUUUCACAAGUGGAACUACAGGCAACCCCAAAGGAGCAAUGAUCACUCACCAAAACAUUAUAAACGACUGCUCAGGUUUUAUAAAAGCAACAGAGAGUGCAUUCAUCGCUUCCACAGAUGAUGUGCUGAUAUCUUUCUUGCCUCUCGCCCAUAUGUUUGAGACCGUUGUAGAGUGUGUAAUGCUGUGUCAUGGAGCUAAGAUAGGAUUUUUCCAAGGAGAUAUCAGGCUGCUUAUGGACGACCUCAAGGUGCUUCAGCCCACCAUCUUCCCUGUGGUUCCCAGGCUGCUGAACCGGAUGUUCGACAGAAUUUUUGGACAAGCAAACACUUCCUUGAAGCGAUGGCUGUUGGACUUUGCCUCCAAAAGGAAAGAGGCGGAGCUUCGCAGUGGCAUCGUCAGAAACAACAGCCUGUGGGAUAAACUCAUCUUCCACAAGAUACAGUCGAGCCUGGGUGGGAAAGUCCGGCUGAUGAUCACAGGAGCAGCCCCGGUGUCUGCCACAGUGCUGACGUUUCUGAGGACAGCGCUCGGCUGCCAGUUCUAUGAAGGCUACGGACAGACCGAGUGCACUGCUGGUUGCUGCCUGAGCUUGCCCGGAGACUGGACGGCAGGCCAUGUUGGAGCCCCCAUGCCUUGCAAUUAUGUAAAGCUUGUGGAUGUGGAAGAAAUGAAUUACCUGGCAUCCAAGGGCGAGGGUGAGGUGUGUGUGAAAGGGGCAAAUGUGUUCAAAGGCUACUUGAAAGACCCAGCAAGAACAGCUGAAGCCCUGGAUAAAGAUGGCUGGUUACACACGGGGGACAUUGGAAAAUGGCUGCCAAAUGGCACCUUGAAGAUUAUCGACAGGAAAAAGCACAUAUUUAAACUAGCCCAAGGAGAGUACAUAGCACCAGAAAAGAUUGAAAAUAUCUACCUGCGGAGUGAAGCCGUGGCCCAGGUGUUUGUCCACGGAGAAAGCUUGCAGGCCUUUCUCAUAGCAGUUGUGGUACCCGACGUUGAGAGCCUACCGUCCUGGGCACAGAAGAGAGGCUUACAAGGGUCCUUCGAAGAACUGUGCAGGAACAAGGAUAUCAAUAAAGCUAUCCUGGACGACUUGUUGAAACUUGGGAAGGAAGCCGGUCUGAAGCCAUUUGAACAGGUCAAAGGCAUUGCUGUGCACCCGGAAUUAUUUUCUAUUGACAACGGCCUUCUGACUCCAACACUGAAGGCGAAGAGGCCAGAGCUACGGAACUAUUUCAGGUCGCAGAUAGAUGAACUGUACGCCACCAUCAAGAUCUAACGUGAGGAAGGAUACUUAGAAGAAAUGGCGCAUCUCCACAAUCCUCCUCGUACCAAUGGCCUUCGAGUUGGUAACUUUGCCUGCAGCGAGUGUGGGAAAGGAAAUGCCCUGCCGCCGGACUUGUCCACGGGGUCUUACCAUAGGGAUAGUCGAGGGCACGGAACACUGCCUUACUUACAGUCACCUGUGUUGCAGCCCAUGAUCCCGGGGACACACAAUUUCCAAAACGAGCCUUAAACAUUGUAAAGGGGAACCCAUAAAAGUGCUAAGUUAUUUAAGACUUCUUCAACCAAUAAGGUGGAUGCUACAAGUUCUGUCUCCUGUUUUUCUAACUGAGGGGUUAGGACUUAUUCUUUCUGAUAUGUCUGCUGCUUGCUGCGCGUUUUGCAGCUGUCUGCUGCUCUGAAGAGCACCGUACACUGGAGGAAAGCUGUCCCUUUAAGAACAACUGUCCAGGCUGAAGAAAGUCACAGUGGACCAGAGGUUUUCCUUUUGAACCCCUCCUCCCCCUUGCCCCUUUCCCUCACCACCUCACAUACAGUACACUCACAUGACCUUUCUGGUUUGUAAGGGUUCCACACGGUCCCUGUUUGCGCCUGCUGGAACAUGAGGUUUUCAGUAAACUAAAGAGCAGACCCUCUUCAGAACAUGUGGGUGUCCAGUCUCAGAAAGAAAAAAAAAAUGGCGGCUCACUCAAACGUUCUCAGACUCCUCUCCAAAUCUGGUCUCCUGCCUCCCUCCCCCUCGUCCCAGGGGUUAUAAGAAAUCCUGCCUUAGACUCUGCAAUGAAGAUGGUAUUUCAAAGAACGCCCUGGAGCGGCCAUGCUCAACUGUGACAUCUCCACCGCUCUCCACCUGCUCCCUCGUGGAAGCAGCCCAUGUUGGUAAUGGCCACUGGGCUCCCUCGUGGAAGCAGCCCAUGUUGGUAACGGCCACUGGGCUCCCUCGUGGUUUUCCUGGCAAAUGAUAAUGCGGUGAUUACCUUGCUUUUUUUCCCCUCCCAGUUAAACUCAGGCAAAGCAUGUCUUCAAAACUAUGUAGGGAGCUGAUAUACAUGGGUACUUAUUAAAAUGGACAGUAACAAGUAAAUAUCCUUAUUAUACAACUACCUGAUUUAUGUGAAAUGCAUUUGACAAGCCAAAAAUCUGGGAUGAAGAAAUCUGAGGGGAAUAAAAUCAUACCCUGGGAUUCACUUCCCAAGGUAUAUAUAUUUUUUAAGUUAAUUUGGGAAAUUAACAGCAUUUCACUUUACUGCAAGUCUUUGCCACAUCCGACCUAUCCAAGCUGUUGUUUAUACAUUUGAAGCCACUGUUGUUGGCUGUGUGACAGUGCGUGUGUUAUUGAAGCACAACUGGGUUUGCACUAAAGAAUCAUCAUUGUAAUAACACUAUUUGGUAGCCUAACUUCAUACUCGUAUUCUUAAUUGCACAGGAAGUCGCUAAUUUGUCACAACGGGGUUUUGAAUGUUUGCUUUCAGUGUUGGCUAUUUCUAUGUUUUAUAAACCAAAACAGAAUUUCCAAAAACAAUGAAGGAAACCAAAAUAAAUAUUUCUGCAUUUGGA